Aspergillus welwitschiae is the source of this 1416-nucleotide messenger RNA. RefSeq lists its product as uncharacterized. Bases 1 to 1416 code for a protein of 471 amino acids. The record is from RefSeq and is a predicted model, not a curated record. The transcript is spliced from 2 exons. Lineage: Eukaryota; Fungi; Ascomycota; Eurotiomycetes; Eurotiales; Aspergillaceae.
AUGGGAUUGAACCAUCAAACAGGAACUCCCUUGUCGUUGACCAUGGUUCAAGUCUAUCUCCCGAGACUCCCAACGUCAUUGUCCUUCUUCAACUCAUUUGUUGCUCGAUCAGCGCCACCGAUCAUCCAUCUCCAUCUAAUGCUGCAUACACUUGCUGAUCAUCCGAUGUUUCCACCAGUAGAAGCGUCGAUACAGAAGCUGCAAGAAAAGACCAAGGCACACCCAGACACCCUGCCAGAAGAGGGUCCUGUCCGAUCUGAGCUGAAACAGCGCACCGAGAUGAACGGGGUAGAAGUCCUAGCAGCAUGCCGGCAAGAAAGAGAAGGAGAGACCCAGAGACGACGGUCAAUCCUGGCCAUGUUGACGGGGAAGCAUCACCAGAAAAUAGCUCGUCAUGAAGAACACCAGGGCGAAUCUCAAACCGACCAAUCCAAGGGAAAACAGCCGCAAAGGGAAGUGCCUGGAGAGCAAGUUCCAGAUACCCCUCGCAGCGGCGUGCAUGUCCCCACCGCUAUCCCAACUCUAGGAACAACGCGCGCUGGCUCCCAUCAGAACCCAACCCUAGGGUUAGUUGAAGAUGCCAUCAUCCAGGUCGACCAUCUCCAAGUGAAAAUAGUCAAGUCAUGGCAGAGCAUCGACACCGUCCUAAAGGCUAAGACUGCUGGUAUGCCCAUGAUCAAAUCCCAAGUAUACGCCCUCGAGUGCAGAGACAUGGCCGAAACGCUAUAUGAGUACAUGAGCAAGGGCCUCAAGGAGUUGACAUCGACACGAGAUCAAAUAUGCGAAGCCUUCGAGCGUGAUCCUGAUCUGCAGCAUCACCACCAAAUCUUAUGGAUAUCAGCCGUAAAGGCAGAAACAAAGGCUCAAGACAUAAUGCGCUUAUACAAGGCCUUGGCAGCGGACAUAAAUCAAACCCUGGGUGCAUAUCACAUGGCCCGUUCCACAGCUAUGAUGAACAGAGAGACCUUUACGCACACGAAAUUGAAACACAUCGAGAGCGCCGCGAGGGAACGCCGUCCAAGCCGAGUGCCCCAAACCCAGUCUCAGGAAAGUCAAUACAUCGCUCGGACUGUAGUGCCACUCACAGGACCAGCGACUCCUGGAUACUCGGGAUAUCCCAAUCCCAUAGCCAUGGAUGUUCAGGAGGGCGAAGAGCAGUCCCCCGAUAUCCCACUUGUUAUGGAAGUGCCUCGCUUUCCACUGAAUCUUCCUCCGCAAAAGACAGUCCCAAAGACAUCAGACAAUAUCCCCACUAGUGCACCUAAUAUCGAUCGUCCCGUUUGCAACGAACAGAAGGCGGAAGAGGACACGAAGCAAGGCCGGCCAGGUGUAUUGGCCACGAAAAAGAUGCAUAUCUUCAGAACGGCGAGUCAACCCUUCUUUCUUCUAUUAUCGUCUGUUGAGGAGGCUCUUUAA